CAGCGCUUCGGGGAGCCACUAGCUUGGUCCCCCAGACGGAACCGCACCCGUGCGGCCGCACGGAACCGCGUGGUUCGGUCAGACCGUCCCGAUGGGUAUGCUUUCUGGUGCCUUGCAGCAGGACAUGGCAGUCAUGGAGGACUACUUCUUGGACAAGGUGGUGUGGGUCACAGGGGCCUCCGGUGGCUUUGGAGAAGCUCUUUGCGUAGCGCUCUGUCAAGCCGCGAAACCCGGCGGUCUAAUUCUGAGUGCUCGCCGUAGAGACGAGCUCGAACGGGUCAGGUCUCGCUGCUUGGAGCUCUCACCCAAUUUGAAUGCGGAGGUGCUGCCGCUGGAUCUCGCGGAUUUGGCGCGGCUCGGCCUGGCCGCGGAGACGGCCAAAGGCCUCUUCGGCAGGGUCGACGUCCUUGUCAACAACGGUGGGGUUGGUUUCAGGGGCCUCGGACAAGAGACAUCCAUUGAGGUGGACCAGCUGGUGAUGAACGUGGACUUCUUCAGUGGUGUGGUGCUGACAAAGGCCCUGCUACCAGACUGGAUCCUUAGGCAGAGUGGGCACGUGGUUCAGAUCUCCUCAGUGCAGGGCUUCUUCGGCCUCCCGGGGCGGACGGCCUACUCAGCGGCGAAGCACGCCGCGGUGGGCUUCUACGAUUCCCUGCGGGCGGAGGUGGCUGACAAUGGCAUAGCUGUCACCACCGUUUGCCCAGGAUAUAUUGCCACCCAGCACGGUCGGAAUGCGGCGAGAGGUGGGGGCGCGCAGGCAGACGACAUCAGCAAAGGUGUUCUACCCCAUGUGCUGGCACCGAAAGUUCUAGCUGCCAUUGCUCGCCGCAAACCCGAAUUAGUCCCUGCAGCAUGGGAUGCGAGAAUAGCUAGGCUACUGAGGACGCUCUACCCGAGCCUCUUCUUCUCCAUUAUGCGCAGGUCAAAACUUUGAUGCAUCGCGCGCAACUUCGGAAGGUGAGGGCGUCCCUGGCUUCCGGACUUCGCUUUCGCCGAGCGAGCGCG
Effrenium voratum is the source of this 1005-nucleotide messenger RNA. The record is from the annotation of a GenBank genome assembly. Lineage: Eukaryota; Dinophyceae; Suessiales; Symbiodiniaceae.